CAACAAACCAAGCCGCGCGCCGGAGGUCAAAGCCAAUCUACAUCAUCCCGAUUCCCGCCUCCAAGCGAGCCUCAAUUUUCCUUCCCGCGCGGCGCACCAAAAUUCCCCUUCCACCGCUCCGCCGCGAAGCUCCCCACCCCGCCAGCGUCCCCUCGCCAAAUCCGAAUCCCCGGCGGCCCCAGUCCCCAGUCUGCUCAAACCCUAGCGGCUAGGGAAGCAGCAAUCAGGCGCCGGCGGCGCGAGGAGGAGGAUGUACGGGAGGCGCGCGUCGCAGCUGCUGAAGGAGAUCGACUCCUCUGAGGCUGGCCAGCUAGCACCGUUCAACAGUGACGUGUUUGAUCAGGUCAUUAGAGAGUGCAAUGAGCACAAUUCACAGUUUCAAUCAUUGAUCAGGAAGAUGGUGGAGCAAAACUUAGACAUCGAGACAACUAGAAAUGAGGACCACUAUGGUGCAGCUAUCCACCAUCUUUCCCUGCUCCGUAACAAAAGAUGCCUCAUGGCCUACAUGUACAACCGAGCAGAAGUUAUUCAGAGUUUUAGAUGGAAAGUCGGCCCUGUGCUUCCUCAUGAUAUUCAAGAAAAGCUCCAUUUCUCAGAGAAAGAGUACUUCAAGAACCACUCUGCAGCCAUUAAGUCAUACAUCUCAGAGAUGGAUAUAGAUUUGACAGUGGACAUGGUCCCUCCCAAGGAUCCUUACAUUCAGGUUCGGGUGCUGGAGGACAUUGGCGAAGUAUCUCUUGGCGACCAUUCUGUAUCAUUGACCAAGAACUCACUCCAUUUCCUAAGGCGCACAGAUGCUGAACAAUUUAUAUCACAGGGUCUUAUGGAAGAAUUUCUGGAGUAGGGACAACAUAUGAUGUAUAAUAGGAUGUGUGCUACCUCUUUGUUCAGUGCUGCUGCCUGAUGGAACAAGCACCCUUAUGAUGCUUGCAGAGACUAUGUGCAACAGUGGAAGGACAUGUGUUAUCUUGGUUGUGAAGGUACAAACUACAAAGUGCACAUGAUAUUCUGUACCAGGGAGCUUCUAACUAGUUGUAGCUAUGAUUUCUUGGUCUAGAAGAAUGAGUCAAAGUUUACAACAGCUCUUUCCCAGUGUCAAUUUUCUUUGUGUUGUAUUUUUAACACAGUAAAAUUUACCACUUUGUAGAUUGUACAAGCAGUCUUAAUAAAAUUCAUUGCCUCUGUUUAUA
Setaria italica (foxtail millet) is the source of this 1190-nucleotide messenger RNA. RefSeq names its product DNA replication complex GINS protein PSF1. NCBI's taxonomy places the organism in Eukaryota, Viridiplantae, Streptophyta, Magnoliopsida, Poales, Poaceae. Bases 251 to 844 code for a protein of 197 amino acids. Gene Ontology annotation, biological process: DNA strand elongation involved in mitotic DNA replication; DNA replication. The record is from RefSeq and is a predicted model, not a curated record. Gene Ontology annotation, cellular component: GINS complex. The transcript is spliced from 7 exons.